Molecule: messenger RNA, 1449 nt
Organism: Lagopus muta (rock ptarmigan)
Lineage: Eukaryota; Metazoa; Chordata; Aves; Galliformes; Phasianidae
Gene: ENDOV
Product: endonuclease V
Exons: 8
Coding region: 159-1205 (348 amino acids)
Biological process (GO): DNA repair
Cellular component (GO): nucleolus; cytoplasm
Molecular function (GO): RNA endonuclease activity producing 5'-phosphomonoesters, hydrolytic mechanism; single-stranded RNA binding
Source: RefSeq, a predicted model, not a curated record
CGCGCUCUAUUGCUGUCUCUUUCCGCCCGCCUGCUUUGGGGGUGCUGGGGGGUAGGGGGGGAGAUGGAUCCGAAGGCGCUGCCGGCCGCCACGCUCCGCAGCUGGGAACGCGAGCAGGCCGGGCUGCGGGCCGCCGUGGUGCCGGAGGACACGGAGAGAUGGCAGCGGGAGCCGGGCUGGGCCGGACUGCGGCGGGUGGGCGGCGUGGAUCUGUCGUACGGCAGGGAAAACGACGGCAGCGCCUGCGUGUCGCUCGUCGUGCUCAGCUAUCCGGGCCUCGAGGUACCGCUGGGGCGGGGGCACGGAGUCACGUUGGGGGUCGAGAGGAGGAGUUAAGGCCGAGCGGCGUUCGGCGUGAGCUGCUGGGAUGCGCUGCGCGCCUCCGUCAGCCGUGCUCGUCCUUAAAUCUGGGGGAGAGAGCUGGGACGGCGCGUUUUGUGCUGAGAUCUAGAAGGCGAUGCCGUUACGAAGUGCUGAGAGUAAAGGAUGUGAACCAGAGGUGUCUGCAGCCGGGAGCUGCCCAGCAGGCGCCUGCAGGUUGCCGCGUGCUGUCUCGCUGUGCUCUUCAGGUGCUGUACGAGGAUUGCCGGAUGGUGGCCGUCAAUGCCCCGUACGUGGCAGGAUUCUUGGCCUUCCGAGAGGUCCCUUUCAUGGUGGAAGCUGUUCAGAGGCUUCAGCAGGAGCAGCCCGAGCUCAGACCUCAGGUGCUUCUUGUAGAUGGGAACGGGCUGCUCCAUCAGAGAGGGUUUGGCGUUGCCUGUCAUCUGGGAGUCCUGACAGAUCUGCCGUGUGUUGGAGUGGCCAAGAACCUCCUGCAUGUGGAUGGCUUGGUCAAGGAUGAGCUGCACAAAGAGCAGAUUCGUUCCCUGCAGAAGAAAGGAGAUACUUUCCCUCUGACGGGCACCUCAGGGGCUGUCCUUGGUAUGGCCCUGCGAGGCUGCAACAACAGCUCUAAACCCCUGUACAUCUCAGUGGGCCACCGGAUAUGCCUGGAGACAGCUGUGCAGCUUGUCAAGUCCUGCUGCAAGUACCGGAUCCCAGAGCCCAUCCGCCAGGCUGACAUCAGAUCGAGGGCGUACAUUCAGAAGCAGAUGUGUUCCCCCCCAGCAGUUGUACCUUCCAGGCUAAAGAGGAAAGAGAGGGCUGAGCUGGAGGAAAAAUCUCAUUCUGGAAGAGGCGAUGAAGGUGAAGACCUUCCUCAUUGAAUCUGCAGGCUCUGGUGGUGCAGAGGCAGCAGCUGUGUGCCACCUGGGGCAGAGCAGCACGUGGCUGUGGUCAGCCCAGCACCAGCAGUGGUGCUGCACUGUUCUGGCAGGCACAGAUCAGCCGCUGUUAAAUUUGUUACUUGACCUUUAGAGUAUAUUUUUCAUUAUUUUUAAGCACUGUAAAUACAUACAUUUACUUGUAAUUUUGCUACAACUUCCUUGAGUACUCUGGUUGUUGCAGGGA